UUUCUCCGCCUUGUCCAUCCCGUGCAGACGAAGCUGCCCGUGCUGCUCCUCGGCCGCUCUGCGGACCUCCGCCCUGGCGAGUUCGUGGUCGCCAUCGGCAGCCCGUUCUCCCUGCAGAACACCGUCACCACGGGGAUCGUCAGCACCACCCAGAGAGGGGGCAAGGAGCUGGGCCUCCGCAAUUCAGACAUGGAUUACAUCCAGACGGACGCCAUUAUUAACUACGGAAACUCGGGAGGGCCAUUGGUCAACCUGGACGGGGAGGUGAUUGGCAUCAACACUCUGAAGGUCACUGCCGGCAUCUCCUUUGCCAUCCCGUCAGACAAGAUCAGACAGUUCCUGGCAGAGUCACAUGACCGGCAGGCCAAAGGGAAAACAUUACCAAAGAAGAAAUACAUCGGCGUCAGAAUGAUGAGUCUCACUCCGUCGCUGGCAAAGGAGCUGAAGGAGAGGCAUUCGGACUUCCCCGACAUCACUUCAGGGGCGUACGUCAUCGAAGUCAUCAGCCGAACACCAGCCGAGGCAGCUGGCCUGAAGGAGAGGGACGUCAUCAUCAGCAUCAACGGGGAUCCUGUCACCUCGGCCACCGAUGUCAGCAACGCCAUAAAGCGGGACGACAAGCUGCGGACGGUGGUGAGGCGGGGAAACGAGGACGUCAUCCUGACCAUCAUCCCAGAGGAGAUUGACCCUUGACCUCUCAGCUAAAGAGAGCAGCCAAUCAGCGUGAGAGCUGAAGCAGUCAACCAAUCGCGAGUCGGCUCUCAGAGCUUCUCGACCAAUCAUGAACACUUUGAAUGAAACGAGCAUCCAAUUGGAGGGUGUGUGUGUGUGAGGCUGCGGCUGUAGAACUUCCCUUUUUCUCUAAAUCCUUCCUCCCACUCUGAGAGGCUCAUUACUCCUCAGGCUGAAGCUUCACGUUAGCUCUUUUACUAAUCUCCAUUUACCUUCCGUCGUCUCUCAUCUUCUAUAGCCUAACACCUGUUGUGCAGAGAGGUUACUGCAGGUCACCGUAGUUCACCAUUUACUGUAUAUUCAUGUUCAUGAGGGAAUAUUUUGUUAAAGUGUUUUCUCUUUGUGUUUGAUGACAAUGUUGUCAAAAAGGAGAAUAAAAUUAUUU
This is a messenger RNA of Poecilia latipinna (sailfin molly), 1117 nucleotides long. RefSeq names its product serine protease HTRA1B. The transcript is spliced from 6 exons. The annotation marks the transcript as partial. Lineage: Eukaryota; Metazoa; Chordata; Actinopteri; Cyprinodontiformes; Poeciliidae. Gene Ontology annotation, molecular function: serine-type endopeptidase activity; protein binding. Gene Ontology annotation, biological process: proteolysis; programmed cell death; positive regulation of apoptotic process. The record is from RefSeq and is a predicted model, not a curated record.